Molecule: messenger RNA, 1623 nt
Organism: Paramisgurnus dabryanus
Lineage: Eukaryota; Metazoa; Chordata; Actinopteri; Cypriniformes; Cobitidae
Product: cyclic AMP receptor-like protein A
Biological process (GO): cell surface receptor signaling pathway; adenylate cyclase-activating G protein-coupled receptor signaling pathway
Cellular component (GO): plasma membrane
Molecular function (GO): cAMP binding; G protein-coupled receptor activity
Source: RefSeq, a predicted model, not a curated record
UUAGGCACGCCGUACAUGUAAAUGUGGCUGUUAUGUGAUCAUGUGUUCAGUUAACACAGAGGCAGCAUUUAGUGAAAAGAAAGAAUAAUAAUGGAAAAUGGGCACCUGGUUCAGGGUGAAAACAUCAACAGCACCCGCUGUACCUUCUUCAAUACAGGACCGGACGACUCACGAUGUGAUGUGAUUCUUAAAGUCAAAAAAGCCACAGGGACAUUUUCACUGGUGGCAUGCUUUUUCAUGCUCUUUGUGAUAUGGCUGCUGCGCCGAUACAACUCUUUGGCUCAGAAAAUGGUAGUCAGUCUGACAGUAGCUGCAUUUUUCGACAGUGUUGCAUAUGUUAUGGGAGAGUCUCAUCCGGAGGGUUCUCUAUGUGACUUUCAGGCCUGGUGGCUCACAUAUUUUGAUUGGAGUGCUCUGGUCUGGGUCUGUCUUAUUACUAUCAAUCUUUACCUGAACCUGGUGAAAGAAAUUAGAACUGAACAUUAUGAGAUACUGUACCAUGUGGUGGCAUGGGGGGUUCCUUUGCUCAUGUCCAUCCUCCCUCUUUUGGCUGGAUACUAUGGUCCUGCUGGAGCUUGGUGUUGGAUCACUGACGAUCAUGUUGCCUGGAGGUUUGGCAUAUGGUACAUCCCUCUGUUUGUCCUGAUUUUCCUCAUGAUCUGCUGUUAUGCUCGAAUCAUCUGUGUGGCCAAUGAGAGGAUGCGUUCCUGGAUAGGCACCUUUAACCCGGAAAGAGAGAGGAGGAAGAUAUGUCUAGCUGAAGAGAUCAGGCCAUUAAAGUGGUAUCCCUCUGUCUAUCUGCUUGUAUCUAUCUUCCCCCUUAUAAAUAGACUUCAUAAUGCUGCUUACCCAGGAGACCCUGUGUUUUCUUUGACUUUACUGCAUGUGCUCAGUGCACCCUUACAUGGGCUUGCCAAUGCUCUCGUUUUCGGUAGGGACACCUGGAGUCAACUAAGUACAACGGGAAUUAAGAUGGCGAUCCAGUCUCGGCUGUGUGACAGCACAAGAAUUGGAGAGUACCAUCCAGCGAGUGUAAGAUAUACACAUGACCUCGAGACACUCUCUGCUUCUGAUGAUGAGGACAGCAAUGUCCUCUUUUACAGCCCGGAUAUGAUUCUGAAAGACAGGGGACCCUGGGAGAAUGUUUAGGAAGUGGUUUGUCUUUAUAUGUACAGUAUGUGUGUAUAGUAUGUGUAUACAGUAUAUACACUCCUUGCCUUUAAAUAAUUUCAUUUAGUGUUCAAAUAGUGUUUAUGUCGACACUUUAUUUUAAGUGUGUAUUACUACAGUUUAAAAACGGGAAGAAGGUGAUAAAACUACUGUUUAUCUAUGCCUUCAAUGACAAGAUGUUUUUGUCCUUAAGUGACAGUAAGUUAUUUGUAUUGUAUUAAUGCUGAGCUUUUAAAACAAGCUGUCUACCACCUCACAAUGAAAUGCCUUGUAUAUAAGACUUGCUUUUUUAUAUUGUUCAACUGCAUAUUUCAGAAUCGAUAUUCAUUCAGAGAUUUUCCGUGUUGUCAUGAUAUUUGUGCAUGUUUUAUUAUUAUAUUUAUGAAAAUGUUGCUAUAUUUUUGUAUUGGUUGCAGAUUCAACACAUUUUAAAUAAAAAUGUAAUAACCUGUA